UGAUGGCUGCCGGCUCGGCGGUAUAAGCAACUGUUCUGAUUCAUGUGCUGGGGCUUCAAUGUGAUAAAACAUAUCUUGACGCCAGCGCAGACUGCGCCACAGCACCUUAGUCACGAAGCAAAACAACAGAAAGUCAUGAAUGUCAAGUAUCCACCUUCGGCGACUGGGGUGGGUGAUAUUCCACCGAAACCACAGAAGAACACCAAUCUACUGUGUGCUCACGAGCUGAAUUGGUUAUUUCAGGUGGAUGGAUUUCGAUGGCUGGAUGGAGAUCGAAAGUUCGAAGCAGAAGUCGAAAAAGCAAAUUUCCGAUCCGGACUCCGUGGGUGGUGGAAAAUUGAAUGGAACCGUUGCUCUGCCAACGAAUGUUUCACGUAGAGGAGAAUGG
Armigeres subalbatus is the source of this 388-nucleotide messenger RNA. RefSeq lists its product as uncharacterized. NCBI's taxonomy places the organism in Eukaryota, Metazoa, Arthropoda, Insecta, Diptera, Culicidae. The transcript has 2 exons. The record is from RefSeq and is a predicted model, not a curated record. The coding region runs from base 43 to 378 and encodes 111 amino acids.